AUGCUCUGUGGUAUAUCCCGCUUGUCGCCGCGCUCCUUCAUCGCAACCGCUAUCUUCUUCACAACCGCUCUGCUCACGGCAAAUCUGGUCUCGGGAGGCCAGAACAUCCCUCCUUGUCCGCAUGGAGUUCCCUGUUACACUCCCAUGUAUCCGUCAACAGCGGAGCUCAUAUUCAUGAUCGGGACUACCACUCUCACAUUCAUCACCAACUGGUUCGUGGUGCCGCGGAUAAUGGGUAAAUCGGAGAAAUCCAGAACGCUCUUCUCCUAUCUAGCAGGGCUGCAAUUCGGCAUGGGCCUCUUCUUCACCGGAAUGGCAAACCCAUCAAAGGUUUUGCGUUUCUUCGCUUUUCCAACCGACUUAUUCCGUUUCGAUCCUUCGCUCGCGCUUGUAAUUCUCUUUGGAAUCGGACCGUCGCUCAUUACCUUUUUGACAGCGAAACCGGGACAGAAGACCGACAAACUGGAUGGCAAGCCGGAACUGCCCACAUUGGCAGACAGUUGGAGGCUCCCAACAGCCACUAUGGCGGACAUUGACUGGAGGUUUGUCGCCGGUGCAGCGGCCUUUGGGGUUGCCUGGGGGUUACGGGGAGUGUGUCCGGGUCCCGCGGUGCUUCGUGCAGCUCUGCAGCCGGCAUGGGGCCUAGUCGAAAUGACAGGGUACAUGCUAGGCAACCUGGUAUAA
Messenger RNA from Aspergillus oryzae RIB40, 684 nucleotides. Its product is annotated as YeeE/YedE family protein. The coding region runs from base 1 to 684 and encodes 227 amino acids. The record is from RefSeq and is a predicted model, not a curated record. The transcript has a single exon. NCBI's taxonomy places the organism in Eukaryota, Fungi, Ascomycota, Eurotiomycetes, Eurotiales, Aspergillaceae.